AUGCUCAGACCGAGUGAACGUGGAACCGCAUCCAGGGACAGGAAAAAGCAAAACGACGCCUUCAAUAAGAAGCACGGUGCAGUCCAGAGGAAUUUCCAGCACGGCGAUUCCGUAUAUGCCAAGGUUCAUUCAACGAAUUCCUGGAGAUGGGAACCAGCAACCGUAAUUGAGAAAAUCGGGAACGUUAACUACAAUGUGUUCCUGAACGAUCAACAACGUUUAAUACGGUCCCACACCAAUCAACUCAAGAGUCGUGUUCCAGACAAGAGUUCAAAGAACCAACCAUCUGCACUUUCCAUAUUCUUCGAUGGAUUCGGAUUAACGGUCCCGACAGAAGCACCAGCGGAUGUCGCUCCUCAAGUUCAACCUGCAAUUCAACCGCUUGAUGACCCACCUCUCAAUAAUCUGGAAGAUUCUAUCUUGACGGAUGAUAUGUCGGAUGGAGAAGCUGCUGGAACCGAAGAAACCGAGGAUGAACCGACUCCGGCUCCGAAUGCAAUUGAUGAACCACAACCAGCCCAACCUGAGAUUCCAAUACUAGAAAGAGGACGACGCAUGAUUCAACUACCAGCCCGGUUCAAGCCCUAUUGGAUGACGAAACCUUAA
Molecule: messenger RNA, 606 nt
Organism: Aedes albopictus (Asian tiger mosquito)
Lineage: Eukaryota; Metazoa; Arthropoda; Insecta; Diptera; Culicidae
Exons: 1
Coding region: 1-606 (201 amino acids)
Source: RefSeq, a predicted model, not a curated record